Molecule: messenger RNA, 1232 nt
Organism: Galeopterus variegatus (Sunda flying lemur)
Lineage: Eukaryota; Metazoa; Chordata; Mammalia; Dermoptera; Cynocephalidae
Product: rho GTPase-activating protein 20-like
Exons: 2
Coding region: 1-1128 (375 amino acids)
Molecular function (GO): GTPase activator activity
Source: RefSeq, a predicted model, not a curated record
AUGACCAUUGCAGUGAUGUACAGAGAAGCCCUCCCACUGCAGGAGCAUGCCAGGGCCCCAUGUGACAUGUGCACACCCAGCUACCUGUCCUCAGAUGCAACAUAUGCUCCAAAAACCCUGAGGCGACACCGGCGCUGCUCAGAGCCCAACAUAGAUAACCAGCACUGCAAACUGACCUAUCUCAGGGGCAAUGAUUCAAAGAAACAACAUAAAACCAGCUGUGAAGCUGGUCUCUUGCAGGGAGAGGAGGAUUAUCUCAAACAGCAUAAGUCUUUGCAAAUAGAGGGGCAAAAGCUUAUUAAUCAGAGUUUGGUCAUGGGGAUUGAGGUGGGCAAGAGUAGUGCCACAAACCAAAACACUGAGAAGGUUUUACCCCCAAGAUUAAGCCUUUGCCCAAAGACUAGCUGUUCCAGCUUAUCCUUCCCAGGCACUUCCCCCUGUGGCUCAUCAGUGAGCUGUCAGGACAGUCCUUUUUCUCAGACUUCUGAACAUUCCGUGUUUACACCCACUGAAAAUCCCUCUCCAAUAGGUUGCAAUUUUCAGGCUCAAAGAAAACAGGGAGAGCUUUCUUCUGACUUUAGCAGUUCCAACUUCAUUUCUGGAAUGCCUGGUCCAUCAUCAGGGCAGGGCAGCAGCCACCUCGUCAAUACAAAAAAGGAUAGUGUACUGCGGCAUUCACAAAUGCAUUCUGUAACUCUUCACCCCAACACAUGGUUGAGAAAUGGUAUAGCCAGUUUGAGAAACUGGUCCCUCAAAAAGAAAGCAAAGGCAGCCAGAUCAGAGGAAAAUAAAAUAGGUUCUCUAAAAGGACUUUCAGAGCCACCUCCUCAUGCUUCUGGUGUUCCAGAAGCCAACUCACUGCAUGAGAGACAGAAAGACAUGCCCAUGAAGGCAGUGGAAGGACUUGGUACUGUGCAGACAACCCAUUCAUAUAAUUUUUCUCCCUCCCAGGAAUCAGAGAGACACAGCAGCUCUCCAUUCAGCCUAGUAGACGGCACACUCAAACUGUGUAUGAAGUCCCACAAGGAAGUCAAGCCUGUAGGUCAGGGCUAUUAUAGAGUUCUGUGUUGGGGAAGAGCCUCAGCCAGCUUUCAGACAAUGGAGGAUAUGGCCAGCCCAGACAUUUAACCAAAGACAUUUAACCACAAUGAGGAUCCGACAUCUACGAGAACAAGAACUGGGCUAAUAAUAUAAAGAUGAUAGUUACAAACAAGAUAUCUGGGAUAGGUAGC